Messenger RNA from Mytilinidion resinicola, 456 nucleotides. RefSeq lists its product as uncharacterized. The annotation marks the transcript as partial. NCBI's taxonomy places the organism in Eukaryota, Fungi, Ascomycota, Dothideomycetes, Mytilinidiales, Mytilinidiaceae. The record is from RefSeq and is a predicted model, not a curated record. The transcript has a single exon.
UCAUCAUCCCCAAUCCACAUCUACCACUGCCUCUGCACCCACCUCGUUGUUGCAACCACGACUUCCCUCCCUAGUCUAGCACGACGUUCCGAAAGUUCCAUGGACCGCGCUUACAUCCUUCCUCUUCCACCUCCACCUCCGACCCACGACGACUCAGAUUCAGAUAUCGACGCCAAGCCUAGCGCCAGCACCGCCAAGCCACCAAACACGCACUAUGCACUCCUCCUCUCCACAGUGUUGAAUAAGAAGACGCAGAUCGUUAUGCGCACUGAUGGAUUCGAGAAGCGGUAUCUGCAGCUUUGCGGACGAUGUAGGUUACCAAUCGGCUAUCAGCUGGACUGGGGACAGUACGGGGGAAAGGAGGGACGAAGGGAGGACGCGGUGUAUCUGCUUCCCGGGGGUUUGGUGAGCACCGAGGACAUGGCGAGAGGGAAGGACAUGAGCGGCAGCAUCGGU